UGUUGUCUUGCUCUUAUCUGUCAGACGGGUUUACCACAUAGAUACACCAGGCGUUACAAUUUACAUACAAUGUUUAACGUGUUAGUGAGGUUAAGUGUGCGUUAACUUUGUAGACUAUCGCUACAAACCGGACAUAUUUUCUCUGCUGGCCUCCUGCUCGGAACGCAUUUCCGUUAAAUGUGUUUACUCCGUCGUUGUUACUAUUCAAGACAAGAAUUGUGCCGUUUUUCUCGCGUCUGCUGUGGGUACCUGGCUGCUGUCACACAUGCAGCCGCUGGCGAGGAGACUCAACUCUGUGGAUACAUUUAUGGAGCAAUGGUUAUCCACUGACCAGGUUAAAAGCGUCUUCGUUCUCGGACGUGAAUGGACAUUUGACUAUUUUGUUACCAAAACAACGCAAGAAGACGUAUUUUUGUUGUUUUUAGGAACCCGUUCCCUUUUUUCUAACCUCCGGCGGGGAUAAUAAAGAAGACAGGCGACAUGGUGGUCAACACCAUCCACUGGUUUAGGAAGGGACUGCGGCUGCACGACAACCCGUCUCUACGGGACUCUAUCCGGGAUGCGGACACCUUGCGCUGCGUUUACAUCCUGGACCCCUGGUUCGCAGGGUCCUCCAAUGUGGGCAUCAACAGAUGGAGGUUUUUGUUGCAAUGCUUAGAGGACUUGGAUGCCAGCCUGCGCAAACUCAACUCCCGCUUGUUUGUCAUCAGAGGCCAGCCUACAGAUGUCUUCCCUCGGAUGUUUAAGGAGUGGCAGAUUAACCAUUUAUCUUAUGAGUAUGACUCUGAGCCGUUUGGCAAGGAACGUGAUGCUGCCAUCCAAAAACUAGCCAGCGAGGCUGGGGUCGAGGUCACGGUGCGGACUGCACACACCCUGUACAAUCUGGACAAGAUCAUAGAACUCAAUGAUGGUCAGUCUCCUCUUACCUACAAGCGCUUCCAGGCCCUCAUUAACCGUAUGGAUGCUGUGGAGCUGCCUGCAGACAUGAUCACUUUGGAUGUUAUUAAAAAUUGGGCCACACCCAUCAGUGAAUCCCAUGAUGACAAGUUCGGGGUGCCCUCCCUGGAAGAGCUUGGUUUUAAGACAGAGGGCCUAACAACGGCAGUAUGGCCAGGUGGAGAAACAGAAGCCCUCCUCAGGCUAGAGCGGCAUCUGGAGAGAAAGGCAUGGGUGGCAAACUUUGAACGUCCACGUAUGAACGCCAACUCCCUGCUAUCCAGUCCCACAGGCCUCAGCCCCUACCUGCGCUUUGGAUGUCUCUCCUGUCGGCUCUUCUACUUCAAACUUGAUGAUCUGUACAGGAAGGUCAAGAAGAACAGCACCCCACCUCUUUCCUUGUAUGGCCAGCUGCUGUGGAGGGAGUUCUUCUAUACGAGUGCUACCAACAACCCCUGCUUUGACAAGAUGGAGGGAAACCCUGUUUGUGUAUCGAUCCCAUGGGACCGAAACCCACAGGCGCUGGCCAAGUGGGCAGAGGGACGGACAGGCUUUCCCUGGAUAGACGCCAUUAUGACCCAGCUGAGGCAGGAGGGGUGGAUCCAUCAUUUGGCGAGGCACGCUGUGGCUUGCUUCCUCACCAGGGGGGACCUCUGGGUCAGCUGGGAGGAAGGCAUGAAGGUGUUUGAAGAGUUUCUUAUAGAUGCGGACUGGAGUGUCAAUGCUGGCAGCUGGAUGUGGCUUUCUUGCAGUUCAUUUUUCCAGCAGUUUUUCCACUGCUACUGCCCUGUGGGAUUUGGACGACGCACAGACCCCAAUGGGGACUACAUACGGCGUUAUUUGCCUAUAUUGAGGGGCUUUCCAGCCAAAUACAUCUAUGAUCCUUGGAAUGCCCCAGAGGAAGUCCAGAAGGCAGCCAAGUGCAUCAUAGGAGUCCACUACCCCGGGCCCAUGGUGAACCAUGCUGAGGCCAGCCGCAUCAACAUAGAGCGGAUGAAGCAAAUUUACCAGCGGCUUUCCAGCUACAGAGGACUGGGCCUGCUGGCAACAGUACCUGCCAAUCCCAACAACGGUGCAAAUGGCAGUAAUGUCAGAGGAGUCAACACGGGGACCAGCCAAGGUCCUGGAGGGUCCACUGAAGGCAUCUUCAAAUACCCGUUAACGUCUCGAACAGAAAGAGGACACUCCACGCAGAAGCGGCGCAGUGAAGAGGUUCCAACCCAAAGCAACUGUAAAUCCUGGAGAGAGAGCAAAUAGUGUGUAAAAGACAGAAUACAAAGGGUCCCUCCGGCAGUCUGGAUCAAAUGGAUGGCACUGCAGGAUACCUCUCUUGCAGUGCUCUCAGCUGACACACAGUAACUUUAACUGACAAUCCAUAACAUGCAUGGUCUCAGGAUCAGAGACAUCACACAUCUCAGGAACAGAGGAAGGAAUUCAGAGGAAAUACUAAUAUCGAAGACAAAGAACCUUUGAACUGCAGGGUAUAAAAGACAAAAACAAUUGAUCUAUGAAAGCUUGACAUCUCAGGGUGUUGUGAGCCAAUUAUUGUCUUCCUCUACAGUAUGUCACUGUAAAACUGUUGAAACCACUAAUCGUAAUCACCUUUUGUUCCCCUCAACACCCACAUGAAUCAGGCCAGGACAUAAUUUGGGUGAAAGUUCUCGUAGAUAGUGAGCCGAACAUUUUGCUAAUGUUCGGCUUCGGUAUUUAAAAGGUCAAACUCUGGUUCUGAUCUGAGGGAUGGGAACUUAUGACACAAUCCGGAGACUGUGGAAGAUUUGUUGUGUACAGCUGACACCCUCAGCCACUGUGGCACACUGACACAAGAUGAUCUGGAUAACAUACAGUUGUAAUUUUUCUCAAAAACAAUCACCCAAAUAUUUCAUAUACUUAUAUUAAAGUCACACUGUCAGGAAUUGUUUGUUUUUUUCAAAGAUUUUUAGUACAUAAAAUUCUGAUGUGCAGUAGUAAUGAAUAUUAGAGGCAAGACUAUUAGGUUUGAUAAUAAAGCAGACCUUACAAAUGCCAUCAUACAUUAACUACAUAUUUAUUGUUUUUAUUUCCAACUUUUGUAUAUUUGGUUCUGUGGUUUCACAACUCCUGUUGUAAAUAAUGUGUUACCAAAACUCAAAAAGUUCUAAGGGCUGUACCACAAAGCGAGAUUAGUGGAUUAGCGAGGUAUUUUGAGUCUAAAGACAGGGUUUUCCUUGUCACAAAGGUGGCUCUCUUUAAAUCUGGCUAGAUCGCUGGGAUAACUUAUGAUGCACAACUAACCUGGUCCGGACCAGUUUUUGAUUGGUUCAUGUUGCUCUCACUGAAUGAAGCGUUCUCUGGUCACUUGCCCAUGCUGGUUUUAAAAGAGGCUUCUAUAAAUCAUACAAUAAUAUAUAUAAUAUAUUAUUAUUAACUAUUAACUUGCAUAUGAAAUGUGGUACAAUUCCUUCAAACCAUAACUAUACCACUUUUUAUGUUUUUAUGCUUGGUCCUGAUUUGGUGAAGUCCGUUUUACACUGCUGGUAUAUUGCAGCUAAUAGAACACCAUACAUACACAUUAGAAAGUUGAUUAGUUUAAUUUAUUUCACCUUUUAUUUUUUACAGGCAAAUCAUGAAGAACAGGUUCUUAUUUACAAUGGCGGCCUGGCAAGUGACAAAGCCACUUAGGGGAAAAGAAGUCUAUUGUUUUAUUUAUCACAGAUAAUAUUCAAUCAGUAAGUACAUUUAACUUUGACUAAAAACCAUAGGGAUUUCUAUGUCGCCAUUAUGGGACAGUGUAAGACCUAAAUGCAGUUCUUGAGUAUAAUGUUUAAAUAUGCUGCAUCGAGUUGAAAGUGUCAGAGCUGUAAAAUGAGCAGAUGUCACAUUAGAAAUAAACGGUCAGCAUUAAGAGUGCAUUGAGUGGUAAAAAUAUUUAUAUAUACACUUAUGAAUAAGUGUAUAAGAAUAAGUAUAUAAGUGAAUAAGGGUAAUUUUCUUCCAGCAUUCCUCUCCCACCUGUUCAAUAAACAUAUUCUUUGAAUGUUGUACUUUUAAGUGAUUUGCAUAAAGAAAACUUGUACUCUUGAUCGCUCAUGCAGCUUGUCCAUCUGAUAUAUACUGUACCUAUCCACAUGUAAACUACCUUUUUAUAGUUUUUUUCUCAAAUUGUAUCAAUUUCUACAAAUGGGUUUUCAGUGAGACAUUAAAGAGUUUUUUGUUACUGUGACUGAAGGUUGUUAAACAAUAAAACAUGAGAAAGUC
This is a messenger RNA of Perca flavescens (yellow perch), 4173 nucleotides long. It is a transcript of the gene cry1b, whose product is annotated as cryptochrome circadian regulator 1b. The transcript is spliced from 11 exons. Gene Ontology annotation, cellular component: cytoplasm; nucleus. Lineage: Eukaryota; Metazoa; Chordata; Actinopteri; Perciformes; Percidae. Gene Ontology annotation, biological process: entrainment of circadian clock by photoperiod; negative regulation of DNA-templated transcription; circadian regulation of gene expression. The record is from RefSeq and is a predicted model, not a curated record. The coding region runs from base 481 to 2193 and encodes 570 amino acids. Gene Ontology annotation, molecular function: DNA binding; FAD binding.